GUCAUCUCCCUCCUAUUCCUCAGGAUCCUAAUGUCUCAGCCUAUACAGCCCCCACCAGCAGCAUCAGAGGUCAUUAACAGAAGAGUGGAGCCCCUGGGAGGUAGGGACCUGGCUCCAAGGAGGUUUGGCAGAAAGUGUGUGAUAAAUGAAGGGCAGUGGAUCUGGGAGGUUCUCAGUGUUAGAGCACCAAGACUUCAGAGAAGGCAGGAAGAACUCCAACCAGGAACACUGAUGGAGGACGAGGCAGGAUUUGAGUUGGGUCUUAACCUCUGAGCAACUCUGAGGGUCUUCUUGAUUGACUGGUUGGUCAGCAUCUUUAGAAUUAAUGAAACCUAGAUUUGGACUGAGCGUGAGUCUUCCUAAUGAUGGUAUCAGCAGGUGCUAUGCUAUGAUAUCCUACUUUGACUAUGUGCUUUGCACUUAGACUUUAUAUGGGGCUUUCUUCUCCCUAGGCCACAUACAGUGCUCAGUUGACCUAUCUGGGGGUCACCUCCUCCCUCCAGGGUCCUCAUCCCCUGGCUUUGCUCUGGGGUUCCUAUCAUAUCUGCCCUCUGCAAUCUUGGCUCUUACUUACGUUUGAAAACUCUGGAAGCGUUAGUGGUACCUGAUCCUCAUGACCAAGGGGACAGGAAGAAAAAGUCCAUGAGCUAGAAGGGCAGCAUAUGGCUACGCAGGAUCCGUGGCACAAAUUUGCAGAGGUCACGGUGCUCCAGACACCAAACGGCUGUGGGAACCCACGUCUAAUCUUUACAUAUGCAAGUCAUGUUCAUGCUCAUAAGCCGCUAGAAAGUAUGGACCUGGGCACUUUGCAUGGGUCAGAGCAGUGUGGUCUGUGGACCCGCAGAAUGAACAUCACCUGCAAGCUCAUUAAAAAGACAAAUUCAUGGGCUCCACUGCAGACCUAGUGCAUCAGAGUCUCUUGGGGUGAGUAGAAACUGCUGUAUGUGUCAAUUAGCAGUUUGCAUUGGUACCUAACUCACGUUUGUGUAAGUCACACUCUGAAGUGCUCUAUUCAGUAGCUUUACAUAUUUUGCAGACUUCUGCAACCAUCACAGUAAACUGCAGAACAUUUUCGUUAGCCCAAAAUGAACUCUGUACUUUCCAAUUUCUCAUUUCCAUCUCCGCAAUCCUAGGGAAUCACUACUCUGCUUUCGGUCUAUAGAUUUGCCUGUUGGAAGCCUGUAUUUUUAACAGAAUUAUUAAGAAUAGUUGUAUAUAUUUAUGGGCUUCAGUGCAACAUUUCAAUACAUGAAUACAAUGUGUGCUGAGCAAUUCAGGGUAAUUCAGGUACACUACGCCCUCUACGACGCCACCUACGAGACCAAGGAGAGCAAGAAGGAGGACCUUGUGUUCAUCUUCUGGGCCCCCGAGUGUGUGCCCCUCAAGAGCAAAAUGAUCUACACCAGCUCCAAGGACGCCAUCAAGAAGAAGCUGACAGGAAUCAAGCAUGAAUUGCAAGCCAACUGCUAUGAGGAGGUCAAGGACUGCUGCACUCUGGUGGAGAAGCUGGGGGGCAGCGCCGACAUCUCCCUGGAGGGCAAGCCCUUGUGAGCCCCCCAGCCCCCUGCCCGGCACAUCUGACAGCCCCAGACCUGCCCUUGGGGGUUGCAGGCUACCCCCUCCCUGCCAGGCUGGAGGGGCUGGGGGGAUCCCAGCAGGGGGAGGGCAAUUCCUUUGCCCCAGUUGCCAAACAGCCCCCCUCCCCCUGGACCCUCUUCCUCCUCCCAUCCCUGACAGUUCUGGCCACCCCAAACUGCUUUUGAUUUUCUGAUUCCUCUUGGGUUGAAACAGACCAAGCCCCCCCAGGCAUCCCAGUUUGGGGGGAGUCCUGUUUUUUUUUUUUAACGACACCCCUACCCCUGCCUAUCCCAUUCCCUUCCCGUGCUGCUAACUUCUAACCACAGUAGGGACUGUGCUCAUCUGUAGUUCUGUGUAUAAAUGGAAUGUUGUGGAGAUGACCCUCUCCUCCCCCGAUUCGACCACUCAUGUCCACAGAAGCAGGACCAGUAAGGGACCUUCGAUUAAAAAAAACAAAAACAACAACAACAACAACAAAAUCACAAACAGUAUUUCCCAUUUUUUGAUGUUGCAUUAGGACUGGAACCUUGGAGCUCCUGUCUUCUUUUUGCUUAUCAAAUAUAUAAUAGUUUACUGUGAACCAUAGUCACAUCA
Oryctolagus cuniculus (rabbit) is the source of this 2172-nucleotide messenger RNA. The record is from RefSeq and is a predicted model, not a curated record. NCBI's taxonomy places the organism in Eukaryota, Metazoa, Chordata, Mammalia, Lagomorpha, Leporidae.